AUGCUCCAACCAAAGCGCACAAAGUACAGGAAGCAAUUCCGGGGCCGGAUGCGAGGCGCAGCGAUCGCCGGUAGCACCGUGAACUCCGGCGAGGUAGGACUCAAGGCCAUGGAGCCCGCUUGGAUUACGGCUCGCCAGAUUGAAUCUGCCCGUGUCGCCAUAACCCGUCAUCUCAAGCGCGGCGGGCAAGUAUGGGUUCGCGUGUUCCCUGACAAGUCUGUUACCAAGAAGCCAGCCGAGACCCGCAUGGGCGGCGGCAAAGCAGGCGUGGAUUUCUGGGUCGCUGUCGUCAAACCAGGCCGCAUCAUGUUUGAGGUGUCCGGCGUACCCCACAACGAGGCCGUCGAUGCCCUGCGCCUGGCUUCUCAGAAGCUGCCGAUCGCCACGAAGGUCGUGUUCCGCGAUCGCUUGGCCACGGCCGUGAGCAACGCGGCUGCUUAG
Molecule: messenger RNA, 441 nt
Organism: Geodia barretti
Lineage: Eukaryota; Metazoa; Porifera; Demospongiae; Tetractinellida; Geodiidae
Source: the annotation of a GenBank genome assembly